CCCACGCCUACCUUGGAGGCGGCGGCCACGACCACGACCACGACCACAACCACGACCACAACCACGUACUCGGCGAAUGCCUUGAUCCCGUUCUACGUCUACCCUGAAGACGGGGCCUGGGCGGACCUUGAGAAAGUGAUCGACGCCAACCCCUACGUCUUCUUCACCAUCAUCGUGAACCCUGACAGCGGCCCGGGAGCUUCCAGCCUGCCCGACGCAGCCUACGUGGACGCCGUGCGGGCAGUCAACUCGUAUGGCAACGCGCGUACAGUGGGCUACGUCGCGACCGACUACGGCGAGCGGGCGAUCGCGGACGUCGAGGCGGACAUCGCGACCUACGCCAACUGGCCGACCGUCAGCGGCGACGAUGACUUUGCCGUGGACGGCAUCUUUCUCGACGAGGCGGCGUCCACCUACACCGAGACGCUGGGUACCUACUACUCCAACCUCGCGUCGUACAUCAAGAGCGAGUGCGGGUUGGGACCCGACAACCUCGUGAUCUCCAACCCGGGCACCGUGGCGAGCUCGGAGCUCCUCUCCAUCCCAGACCAGACCGUCAUCUUCGAGUCAAGCUAUGCCGACCUGCAGUCCGACCGCUCCGCGGACGACUUCUCCGCGCUCGACAGUGUCGACAAGUCCACCCUCGCAGCCAUCGUCUACUCUGUCCCCGAGAACGUCAAUCUCUCUACAGUGCUCAGCGAGGUGCUCGAAGUCGCCGACAACGUCUUCGUCACCUACUCGGAUACCUAUAACGAAUACGACGAGUCGCUCAGCGAGAUGGCCGCCGAUCUCUUG
Messenger RNA from Penicilliopsis zonata CBS 506.65, 795 nucleotides. RefSeq lists its product as hypothetical. Lineage: Eukaryota; Fungi; Ascomycota; Eurotiomycetes; Eurotiales; Aspergillaceae. The record is from RefSeq and is a predicted model, not a curated record. The annotation marks the transcript as partial. The transcript is spliced from 2 exons.